UGGCAGCAGAGAUAAGCAAGAAGCUCAGGGUCUACAUGAUCUUCACUCAUUCCACUAGCCGUUGUAUCUGAUUGAUGAUUACUUUCGUUGUAUUACUUGAAUAUCUCAAAUGCAAAGAGAACCCCCAAAGUGCAAAGUGAGAAUGAAAGUUGAGUUGGACAGAUUUAGCUACUUACCAAGUGAUGUUACGGAAAAAAUUCUGUUACUUUUGUCGACCUGGGAGGUAGUCAGGACAAGUGUUUUAUCGAGCAAGUGGAGGUACAAAUGGGCUAUGCUUCCAUGUCUGGUGUUUGAUGAAGAGUGCAUCUCGUAUGCUGCUAGCCAUGCUAAAUUUGUGAAAAUUGUUGAUCAUGUGCUUUUGCUUCACAUUGGUCCGUUACACAAAGUCAAGCUUCAUCAUCGAAAUCUUCUAGGCACUGAAGAUAUUGACCGUUGGAUUCUUCAUCUAUCAAGAAAUUCUAUCAGAGAGUUUAUAUUUAUUUUUUCUGGAUGGCCUGACUACCAGUUGCCUUCAUCUUUGUUUUCUUGUCGAGAUAUGAUUAGUUUGGAAUUACGUAACUGUUUGCUAAAACCUCCCUCCACAUUCAUGGGAUUUGAGAGUUUGGAAAAGCUUAGACUUUUCCGUGUUACAUUGAGCCAAGAUGAGGUUGAACGUCUGAUUGUUUGUUGUCCUCUACUUAAGGUAUUGCGUUUGGAAAACUGUAGUGGUUUCACCCGUCUAAAGGUUGAUGCACCAAAUCUCCAGGUCUUUGACUUUGGCUGUGUUUUUGAGAAUUUUUGUCUUGAGCAUACAUUAAACCUCAAGGUUGUUUAUAUUGCUUUGAAAGAGGAUAUUGAUCAAAGAGAGGCUUCCAGCAGUUCUAGCAAUUUAGUCAAGUUUUUUGUUCAACUGCCUCGCAUUCAAAUUCUUGAGAUUCGUAAAUACUUCUUAAAGUAUUUGGCUGUUGGUUCCUCUCCACCAAUGCUGCCUAAACCGUGUUUAUAUCUCCACACUCUUGUUUUACGAAUGAACUUCAGUGAUGAGGAUGAGAUUAUAACUGCUCUAUGCGUUCUGAGAAGCUCCCCUGCUCUAACAAACCUAUCUAUUUCGGCUCGCCAAGUUGAACAGGCUGUUGUAGGAGAAGUAAACUCUUGGUUACAUGAUAACCAAAUUUUCCUAUUCCCCGAACUAAGACUUGUAAAGUUAAACCGAAUCUCUGGCAUCAAAGCUGAACUAGAUUUUGUCAGACUUUUGCUUUCUAGUUCCCCUGUGCUUGAGAGAAUGACCAUUAUGCCUGCAGCUGUUCACAAUUCUUCAGAACUACUAAAAAAAGUGAUUCAAUUUAAACGGGCCUCAGUGCAUGCAGAGAUUAUCUACUUGCAAAAAUGA
This is a messenger RNA of Fragaria vesca subsp. vesca, 1369 nucleotides long. Its product is annotated as F-box/FBD/LRR-repeat protein At1g13570-like. Gene Ontology annotation, molecular function: protein binding. Bases 110 to 1369 code for a protein of 419 amino acids. The transcript has 4 exons. NCBI's taxonomy places the organism in Eukaryota, Viridiplantae, Streptophyta, Magnoliopsida, Rosales, Rosaceae. The record is from RefSeq and is a predicted model, not a curated record.